CGCGCCAGACCGGGGCGGACGCGCGACGUCCAUCUUGAAUUUUUAUAUUAAAAAAAAUAAAAGUUGUGCGUUUCGUUGUUUUUUGUGGUACGUUUCGGUUUGGUGUGUGCUAAAGUGUUAUUUGGAUGAUUACAUUUGAAGUACUCAUAAAAAGGAUGUGUUCGAAAUAAAAAAGAAGAAACUGCUAAAUGUAAUUCAGUGUGGUGUAGUGAUGUGAUAGUGAUAAUAAUAUUGAGGGGAGAGUUAAAAAAAAUGGCGGAAAACGAAGGACCAGUAACGGUGCAAGAUUUACCGAUAGCUUUUCAGGUGAAGUACCUAGGUCAAAGCGACGCACGAGGCCUGUGGGGUAUCAAACACACCAGAAAACCAGUCGACCUGAUGGUGGCAGCAGCCAAAGCUUUACCACCUGGACAAAUCUUGCCAAUAGUGAGGCUGACCAUAUCCGUAGACGGUGUCCAUUUAGAGACGAUAGACCAAGGAGCGCGUCUCAGCGAAUUCGAUCACAUGUCCGUGUUCUUCAACAUCGAGUCCAUAUCGUACGGUGUACAAGACCUGGUCUACACCAGGGUAUUUUCCAUGAUCAUCGUGAAGGACAACGCUGAUGUGAAAGGAUUGAACCCGUUUGAGUGCCACGCGUUCGUCUGUGAAUCCAGAAAUGCUGCAAGAAGGCUAACGUACUCCUUGGCUGCUGCCUUCCAAGAUUAUUCUAGAAGAGUAAAGGAGUUGCAAGCAUCACAAGAUCCUGAUGAAAGGCCUCCUAUCCUGAAGAAGCGGUUUGCCAUUGACCUGAGAACUCCUGAAGAAAUCGAAGCCGAUUUGGAGACGGAGGCCUGACGUCAAUUGUUUUAUUUUUUGUUUCCUCGUACAAUAUUAUUUUUAAGGCCAGUUUUCAGUUGUUACAACAGGGUGAACUAGACCUUGAAGCGCCGAAAUCGGAACUAAGUGUAAAAAUAUAUAAAUAAGUGUUUUCUCAAACAAAAUCGGAAAUUUGGCCAUUAUUUUGACAACGUUC
Molecule: messenger RNA, 1012 nt
Organism: Chilo suppressalis (striped riceborer)
Lineage: Eukaryota; Metazoa; Arthropoda; Insecta; Lepidoptera; Crambidae
Source: the annotation of a GenBank genome assembly